UCUCCAUGCAAGAUUUGUUUGUUAACGGAUGUGUUUGAGGAACCGGACCAGAAUCGCUCCAAGAAAGUACUGGAAUUGCGUCCUGUCAGCAAGCCGGCCAGACAUGACUCGAUGACACUAGAUUGGUUUGACUUUGGCUUAUUAAAGGGGGGAAAUGUACAUGUUUUUUUUGCGUUUAUAGGAGUAGCAGGCUCGCCGUCUAUAGUUUCUCACCGGCUUCAUUAGCUUAGCAAGCUAACUAGCGAGUUAACAGCUGCGGUACCCUCUCGAAAAUGCGUCUGGAGCCUGUAUGGAGGUCUUGUAUUUGUUUGUUUGUUUAUUUAUGUCACUGACUAAUAUGUAUUCAAGCAAGUAUAUUGUGUAUCAGUAGUAGGUUCCCCAAGAUGAAGUGACAGAGGAGGUGGUUGCGUUAUGUCUAGAAUUAACCUUACAACCAAAACGUCCACGUUAGGUCCUUCAGUCAGAUACGUAGUAGAAAGCGGUCAGCGGUGACGCUGACAACAACAGAGUGGGUUUCUUUAAGCGAUGUGUUCUCUUGUCACGAGAUGAGUCUUGUGAACGAUUCGGUGGAGGCAGGGAUGUCGUCAGUCCAGUCGGGUCUGGACGGACACCUGCCGCUCUUACACGCCCGACACCACGGCUCUCAGGACGGGUUAAUGUUGGACCUGGACUCCCCGGAAGCGUUCAUGGACAGCAGCUCGCUGGACUACAGGGACAUCGACGGGAACAACGGCAGUCCGGUUUUCGAAAGCAGAAAGAGGUCCAGGUCCAACAGCUCCAGGCACAGAUUCAACGAGGUGGUCACGGAGCUGGUUCCGGAGGAGGUUCGGUGGUUUUACAAAGAGGACAAGAAAACAUGGAAGCCUUUCCUUGGACACGACUCGAUAAAAAUUGAGCGGAUGUUUCGGAAAUACUGGGAGCUGAAUCCUGGUGCGAUCCGCGCCAGGGUUGGCAGCUGUGAAGAGGAGUGCGGCGGUAAAAGUGCGGAGAGCCCCGGACUGAACGGCUCGGCGCCCGUAGAAACCGGGACCAGCGCGGGGAGCGAAGCAAGCGAAGGCCGCGGCUUUAUGGAUACAUCCAGCGUGUCUUUUGAUGAGAGAGACCCAGACUGCUUUGAGAUGAACGUGGAGCCUGUUUGUGUUCGCGGAGGGCUCUAUGAGGUUGACAUAUUAGAGAGGAAAUGCUACCCUGUCUAUUGGAAACAACAAGACCAUAUCCCUGUGAUGAGAGGCCAGUGGUUUAUUGAUGGCACCUGGCUCCCUAUAGAGGAAGAGGAGAGUGACCUCAUUGAACUGGAGCACCUGAACCAUUUCCGCGGGCAACAGAUGCAGGACACAUUCGAGUCAGAUUUGGUGGUCAAGACCGUUGACAGCAAAGAUGUUCUCUCCCACCUGCCCCCUUUCUACCUCCCCUUUCUGUUCAAAUGGAGUGGAUAUCAGACGAGUGCUAAAACUACAUGUCACAAGCGCAAACGAUGCCAAGCCAUCCACAGUUUUAAGCUGAGUCGAACACAUGUGGAUUGGCACAGCGUGGAGGAGGUCUACCUUUACAGCGAUGCUACCACUUCUAAAAUUGCUCGCACUGUCACCCAAAAACUGGGAUUCUCCAAAGCCUCAAGCAGUGGCACACGGCUCCAUCGAGGGUUUGUUGAGGAGGCCUCACCAGAAGACAGACCACCUCACACUACACACGUUGUCUUCGUGGUGCAUGGAAUUGGACAGAAGAUGGACCAGGGACGCAUAAUUAAAAACACUGCAAUGUUAAGGGAGGGAGUCAGGAAGAUGGAGGAGAAGCACUUUGCAGAGCACAACGAUGAACAUGUGGAAUUCCUACCUGUCGAGUGGCGGUCCAAACUCACUCUAGAUGGAGAUACGGUAGACUCGAUCACGCCAGACAAAGUGAGAGGACUACGAGACCUUCUCAACAGCAGUGCCAUGGACAUCAUGUACUACAACAGUCCACUUUACCGAGAUGAAAUAACCAAGGGCCUCACAGAGGAGCUGAACAGACUGUACUCGCUCUUCUGCUCACGGAACCCUGGGUUUGAGGAAAGGGGUGGCAAAGUGUCUAUUGUGUCUCACUCCCUUGGCUGUGUCAUAGCCUAUGACAUCAUCACAGGGUGGGAUCCCGUCCACUUUUGCCUGCAGGAGCUGUGUGCAGUGGAGGAAGAGCAGGACAUGCGCUGGAAGUCUUAUGAAGAGAGGCAAAUUUUAGAGGAGCUGAGGCUUUCGAAGAUCAGGUUGCGAGAACUGGAAAAUCAGCUUGUGAAACUGAAAGCCUCCAGACCUUCAGCGCCCCAAGCUCUCAAAUUCAAGGUGGAAAACUUCUUCUGCAUGGGUUCUCCUUUGGCCGUCUUCUUGGCCUUGAGAGGGAUUCGCCCUGGUACCAGCUGCCAUCAGGACCACAUCUUGCCUACUUCUAUCUGCAGCCGGCUCUUUAAUGUCUUCCAUCCCACUGACCCUGUGGCUUACAGGCUGGAGCCUCUCAUCCUUAAACAUUAUAGCAACGUUGCUCCUGUUCAGAUACACUGGUGUAGUGCCACCAACCCUACACACUACGAUGAGAUCAGGCCGACCUUCCUCAACCCAGUCAAAGAGUCAGCUUCAGACACCGAGAGCAUCCCCAGUCCCAGUACUUCUCCUGUCCUCCCUCGCAAGCACUAUGGAGAGUCCAUCACCAGUCUGGGCAAGGCCAGCAUCCUAGGAGCUGCAAGCAUAGGAAAAGGGAUAGGAGGCAUCCUCUUCUCUCGUUUUUCCCGCUCAAACAGCCAACCUUCAGUGUCUUUAGGCCUUGAGGGCGGAGCAAAUGCUGAGGAAGAGGAGGAAAAGCACUCAGAAAGCCAGUCAUCCUAUGGCCUCUCCAGUAUGACCCGGCCCACUUCUCCCACUAUUGAGUCAUUGGAGCUGGAGAGGCGUAUCGACUUCGAGCUCCGCGAGGGUCUGGUGGAGAGCCGCUACUGGUCGGCAGUGACCUCACACACAAGCUACUGGUGCUCACACGACAUAGCACUCUUCUUGUUGACCUUCAUAUAUAAACAGAAGGCGACGCCCGCUGCCCCAGCCGAAGACACUCCAGAAGCAGACUGAGGCAGCACACUGGUUACAACACAAACACACCUGAGAGGUGUUACAAAACACAUAAGGUCAACUCUGGAUGAAACUCCAAACUCUGACUUGGUUUAAUGAUUUAUUUAUUUUUUUCAUCCUUGCAAACUUCUCAAAUGAAAAACUUUAUUUCUUGAUGAUCCAGCUAUUUUACCAUUAGGGACUUAUUACAAUGAAAAAACUAAUUUAAAACUUCAAGAUGUCUUUUUUUUGUGUGUGUGUCUUUUUAAGUUUGUGCACAUUUGUACAUCCUAAGAGCCAGUAUGACCACAUCCGUGGAAACAAUGAGUUAGACGACUUCAUCUUGUGGAUUAUGUGUUCCUACGUUAACUCCAGCUGCUCUCACUCACACAGUUUGGAGCCCUGUGACUUUUGACUCUGUUGCAUAACUUUCAGUCACCAUUUUGUUUUCUUCAUAAAGAGGAGAAAAAUAAACACGUCUCGUAAGGGAACAUUUAGUUCUCUGAAAAUGCUAAUGCUAACAUGACGAUGAAUUGCCUUUUGACAUCUGCUUAAAAAAUAUUACUUGUAUGAAAACUACAGAUCAGUUUUUUUCACACCGUCCAAAAAAAUAAUAAUAAAAGGGCACAAUCCCUUUAAUAAUUGAAUGGCAAUAUAAGAAAGGAAGUGUUAUUUUCAGCUUCCCACACUUUUGAGAUAGUUAUAAACCAAAUAAAACCUGAAGUAAGCAUG
Austrofundulus limnaeus is the source of this 3797-nucleotide messenger RNA. It is a transcript of the gene ddhd1a, whose product is annotated as DDHD domain containing 1a. The record is from RefSeq and is a predicted model, not a curated record. The transcript has 14 exons. Gene Ontology annotation, cellular component: cytoplasm. Bases 546 to 3086 code for a protein of 846 amino acids. Gene Ontology annotation, molecular function: glycerophospholipase activity; metal ion binding. Lineage: Eukaryota; Metazoa; Chordata; Actinopteri; Cyprinodontiformes; Rivulidae.